ACAAUAACUGGCACUUGUUGGUAUUGGAAAGUUCUAGGUUACUAGUCACAGCCUGAUGUCCAAGGGAAGCCACAAAGAAGAGGCACUUUCUUUUUUCACCACUGCAGUAAGGGGCUUCCCUUUGCUGCAUUGUAGCUCAGAUGAAAAGGUUUUGCUGGCGGUGACAGAGGUGGUAUACAAGGAUUUCUCGUACUUUUCGAUGAGCGCCGGCCACACGCUAAAUCGCUGUAUAUGACAGAGAGCAGUGCACCGUUACUAAAAAUUUCCUAUUAGCAACACC
Molecule: messenger RNA, 280 nt
Organism: Babjeviella inositovora NRRL Y-12698
Lineage: Eukaryota; Fungi; Ascomycota; Pichiomycetes; Serinales
Exons: 1
Coding region: 56-235 (59 amino acids)
Source: RefSeq, a predicted model, not a curated record